Coniophora puteana RWD-64-598 SS2 is the source of this 1420-nucleotide messenger RNA. Its product is annotated as mitochondrial NAD transporter. NCBI's taxonomy places the organism in Eukaryota, Fungi, Basidiomycota, Agaricomycetes, Boletales, Coniophoraceae. Gene Ontology annotation, biological process: NAD transmembrane transport. The coding region runs from base 133 to 1125 and encodes 330 amino acids. The record is from RefSeq and is a predicted model, not a curated record. Gene Ontology annotation, molecular function: NAD transmembrane transporter activity. The transcript is spliced from 6 exons.
CGGGCUUAGCUUAGUUCAUCACCGACCUCCAUCCUCUCCGGCCUACACCGCCCACCUUCACUCACACUAUAACAUCGACGACGAUUGUCCAGACGGCCGGAAGCAGCAUCCCCCGCUUCGCGGGGAGAAGAGAUGCAAUCAGGCAAACCGAAAUGGACAGCGAACAGCAUGAUCGCUGGGGCAGGUGGCGGGUUCGUAGCCAGCAUAGCGACCUGUCCGCUCGAUGUCAUCAAAACCAAACUGCAGGCCCAGCGAGCGAGUCAUGGCCAGUACGGAUAUCUCGGCGUGUGGGGGACCGUCAAAUCAGUCGUUGUUCAUGACGGCUUGCGCGGGCUCUAUCGUGGUUUGGGGCCAACAAUACUAGGGUAUCUUCCGACAUGGGCCAUUUACUUUGCAGUUUAUGAUGGCAUUAAGACGCGAUUCGGCGAAUCUCCCCUUGGCGAAGUUCAUAUCGAGGAAGAAAGAAAGAGAGACCGCUUGUACCCCGCAGCUCAAGCUAAAGGAUAUCAGCCUUUUGCACGCGAGCACACAUGGGCCGUGCAUAUUUUGUCUGCCAUGACAGCUGGUGCAGCUAGUACCGCUUGCACUAAUCCACUCUGGGUAAUCAAAACAAGGUUUAUGACCCAGUCUCGAGGAGAAGUACGGUAUCGUCAUACGGUAGACGCGGCCACGACUAUCUAUCGCAAUGAAGGUAUACGCGCCUUCUACCGCGGCCUACUCCCCAGCCUGCUUGGCAUUACACAUGUCGCCAUCCAAUUCCCGCUGUAUGAGCAGCUGAAGUUAUGGGCUCAGAGCCGCUCGCCUGAGCCUAUUGGCAGCGACGCGAUACUCCUUUGCUCUGCGAUAGCUAAAAUGACCGCCUCAAUAGCGACCUACCCUCACGAGGUCAUCCGAACGCGUCUGCAGACCCUAAGUUUACCUCUUGCGGCGGAUGCGUCGUCCGACGGGAUGAUCAAGGAGCAUGUAAAACGGGGUGUCGUUUACAUAACCAAGAAGAUCAUUCAGAAAGAGGGCUGGGCGGGUCUUUACAAGGGACUCUCCGUUAAUCUCUUCAGAACGGUGCCAAAUAGCGCCGUGACGAUGCUGACAUACGAACUCUUGAUGCGAAAACUUUCGUCGCGCUAGUCAUGAGUCGUCCAAAGAUUACCUUUCUUUAUUCGAGCCUCGCGCAUGAUAGGACUACUGCGUGUCAGCCCAAAACAGCUAUACCUCAAUCGAGGGACCUGUCCGCCCAUCAAACCACCGAACUACCUCGCAAUCUUAUACACCCGUAUGUCUACGCUACAUACCACCAAUACUUCGACUUGUCCACCCUGCAAGAAGCAUAAUAUCGUCCGCAACGCUUAGAGAUAUAUUGAUAAGCCGUCUGUAUAUUAUCACACUCUUUCGCCGUUUAUCUUGUGCACUGUUCAUAUUCAGC